Molecule: messenger RNA, 596 nt
Organism: Emiliania huxleyi CCMP1516
Lineage: Eukaryota; Haptophyta; Isochrysidales; Noelaerhabdaceae
Product: glycine cleavage system protein H
Exons: 3
Coding region: 21-476 (151 amino acids)
Biological process (GO): glycine decarboxylation via glycine cleavage system; protein lipoylation
Cellular component (GO): glycine cleavage complex; mitochondrion; cytoplasm
Source: RefSeq, a predicted model, not a curated record
CCGGGCUCCGGCGCGCUCACAUGCUCCGCUCCUCGCUGCGACUGACCUCGCGAGUCCCUGCCGCGUCGCAGCGGCUCGCGCGCCCGGCGCUGCUCGCGCGCCGCGGGCUCGCGACCAAGUUCAGCAAGGACCACGAAUGGGUGAAGGUCGAAGGCAAAGUCGCGACGGUCGGUAUCACCGACCACGCGCAGGAGCAGCUUGGCGACGUCGUCUUCGUCGACCUCCCAGAGGUGGGCGCAGUCGUGAAAAAAGACGAUACCAUGGGCGCGGUCGAGUCGGUGAAGGCGGCGAGCGACGUGUACGCCCCAGUCUCGGGAGAAGUCACCGACGUCAACGGGGCGCUGAACGACGAGCCCGCAUUGAUCAACAGCAGCGCCGAGUCGGACGGCUGGAUGUGCAAGGUCAAGCUAUCGAAACCGGACGAGCUGGACGGCUUGAUGGAUGCGGAUGCGUACAAGAAAUUCUGCAACGAGUAGUGUAGCAGCGCGCCGAGACUGGGCAGGGAAGCGGUACGGUGGCUGGGCUGGGCAGGGUUGCGCCUUCCCCUUUUUGUCGCUCACAUAUCUGUUGUUAGAUAACGUCUCUCGUCUGCUGAA